This is a messenger RNA of Penicillium hordei, 1248 nucleotides long. Its product is annotated as peroxisomal membrane protein PEX14. Gene Ontology annotation, cellular component: peroxisomal membrane; peroxisomal importomer complex. Gene Ontology annotation, biological process: protein import into peroxisome matrix, docking. The coding region runs from base 1 to 1248 and encodes 415 amino acids. The record is from RefSeq and is a predicted model, not a curated record. Gene Ontology annotation, molecular function: signaling receptor binding. NCBI's taxonomy places the organism in Eukaryota, Fungi, Ascomycota, Eurotiomycetes, Eurotiales, Aspergillaceae. The transcript has a single exon.
AUGCCCGACGACACAUCCAAAUCAGCAUCUAUUCCCUCAUGGCAGAGGUCCAAUAAAACCGCCGAGGAGUCGCCAUCGCCGAACCCCGACGAUGCGCCCGCAACUACAGCCUCCACAUCCCGACAAGCUCUCCUAGACCAAGCAUCCAAAUUCUUAGAAGACGAGUCAAUCCGUGAUGCACCAAUAGAGCGCAAAGUCUCAUUCCUCGAGUCCAAAGGCCUGAGCUCAGACGAUAUCGAGCACGUCCUUGGUGUCUCUCGCAAUGGAGAGCCGAGCGGCAGCUCAACCACAGCCGAAAACAAGACACCGGAAGAGACACCUUCUACCUCACCCACUCAAUCCGAAGCCACCCCUUCUCCUCCCACCACUUCACCACCACCCUCCAACACUAUGCCUCGAUCACACCCAGCACCAGCGCCAACCGCGGCCCCCCGCGAUGUCCCCCCAAUAAUCACCUACCCCGAAUUCCUCUUCGAGUCAUCCAAGCCGCCACCCCUCGUGACAAUGCGCAGCCUCCUGUAUACACUAUACGGAGCCGCAGGCCUAGGAGCAAGUCUCUACGGCGCAAGCGAGUACCUUGUGAAACCCAUGCUAGCGAACCUAACGAGCGCAAGACACGAGCUCGCCAGCACAGCAGAAACAAACCUGCAAAAGCUAAACGAGAAGCUGGAGAAGACCGUAUCCGUGAUCCCGGCGGAGUUAACAGCACGCAAGAGCAAACCCUACAGCGACGAAGAAGACGACGACGCCUCGUCAAUCACCUCGGAUCCAACCGAGCUGUUCCACCGGGACGUCGCAACACAGACGAGUCCAGAGCCUACUACAGUGGUCAGCACCACUGGUGCCGUCAAUUCGGCAGACCUGGCGGCCGUCUCUCCAUCGACGGCGGUUAAUAACCACAUCAGUCGCGUUGAAUCUAUUACCUCGAAGCUGCGUGAGAUCGUCGACUCGGAGAAGGAUGCGGGUACGUUGGAUGACUCGAUGCGAACACGUCUCACGGAGUUGCAUCAUUAUUGUGAUGGGUUGAUCUAUAGUGGUCCUACGUACUCUACUGGGUCGGCGUAUGGGGUCUGGAAUUCUAAUACCUCGGGCUCGAACGAUAGCUCUGGUAUGCGAAAGGCGGAAGAUGAGGCUAUUGCUGGAUUUAGGGCUGAUAUUCGCGGUGUGAAGGGUGCGCUGUUGAGUGCACGUAACUUUCCUGCUAGUCGGGCUGGACGACUUGGUGGUCUUCCCGUCGGUGGACGGUGA